UUUGUAGCUCUUGAAAUUCUCUAUCGAAUGGUAUAUAAUAGUUGGGGUUUUAAUUGACUAUGAUAGGAAAAGUCUUUUAUGAAAGCGGCGAUGGGUCGAUUUUUCCAUAGGAAGCUAUAGGGAAAAAUGGGUAUAUUUGCAAUAACUCAGGAACGGCUCGGCUGAUCCUUCUCAUCUUCGAACUCGACCGAGAUAUUGUAAAGACUGAACUGUAUGGAAAAUUUCAUCGUGAUCGGACUCUCCUUUCGAAAUUUAUCGUGUAAACGGCCGGCCGGACAUACUGACCGAGUCUAGAGUGUACUCACUUUUUGAGUACACAAAAAAGAUUCAACAUAGAACCAAAUUUCAUGUCAACUACCCAAGCAGACAAACUUUUUCAAAAACGCGUUUAAACGCGUUUUUGAAAAAGUUUGUCUGCUUGGGUAGUCUUAAAUCACUGAUGCUUUUUGUUGUGUAAAAAAACUAGUCGAGAUUGACAUUUUAGGAGAACGAUGCGAUUACAACAAUAUUAGAAAGUAGUUUUUCACAGCUUAAAAUAAUAGAGAUGAUCAGAGUAUUCAUGGAGCACAACGUUUUUGUACCCACUGAUUUCAACUGUAUGCUAGUGAAGGGUAUCAAAUGAUGAUGUUCUUUGCAUUGUGUUAGCGAAGAUCAAUACUCUUGGUAGUUGACCUUAUACUUGUUGUUACUACUUUUAGUCAAUAGAUUUCGUUGCCCGAAAGGAUGGCGACGUCUAGGUGGUGCAUGUUACUAUAUUUCCAAUAUCAAUUCGACAUCAAAUGAAGCCAAUUAUACUUGUAGCCUCUUGCAUUUCAAUCAUUCACAGUUAAUGCAAAUUCGUAAUUCUAUCGAAUUUUUCCAUGCAGCAAAUAUUGUCACCAAAAAUAAUUUCUCCUCAUUGAUAUUCUAUAUCGAUCUGCAAUUGUUCAAAAGUGAGCUAAUAUCACAAAACAAAUCUCAUAUUCCAUUUUUUUAUUUAGGAAAACAAAUUACCGAAUUAUUGAUGAAUGAUCAAGGUAAUUGGCAACGGAUGAAAGAAAAAUUUCGCAAAGCACGAAUAAGAGAUUAUAAAUUGAAAACGAAAGUACUUGAUGAAUUACGUGCAGCAGGUUUGCGUAUAUCAAGGCGUUCGAAAAAGAUUAAACAAGCUGUUCACGACAAGAAAGAAAAUUUUCGACUUGAUCAUCAUGAUUCAAAUGAAUAUUAUAAUGAUAAAACAAUGGAUGGUGCACAAAAAUCGAUUAUUCACAAUUCAAUGAAAGUCAAUGAACAAGAUUACGAAGAAGAAGAAGAUCUCGAUUUGCCUGACGAAGCCGAUGAUUUUGAACAGAUCGAUGAUAUUCAUGGUAUCUGUGAUCAAGUCGUUUGGAAUGUUAUGAAAAAUAGUUCUCAAGUCUAUGUGCUAACAACUUUUUUGCGUGACAAGAAAAUUGUCUGCUCAUUGAGUGACACUGAUCCCAAUGUCAAAUAUAAUCAUGUCUGUGAAUAUGUGCUUGACUUUUGCUUUGCAAAUGAUGUAUGUGGCAAACAUGGUUAUUGUGUUAAUAGUCCAUCGGGCUUCAAAUGUUCGUGUUCGUUCUUGUACGGCGGUAUUCUUUGUGAAAAAAUCUCAUUUAUUGGUGCAGAAUUAGCUGUACGUUUUGCUUAUGAUUCAAUUUAUGUUCGAUGUAAGAAAAAAGAAAAUAUUUGGCUUUCACCCAUAACACCAUGUGAAGAAAAUCAUGGCUUUGCGGCCUACGUUUCAUAUUUACAUAUGGAAGUGGCUCACACACAUCCUGUGAUGCUCGCCUUUUGUUAUUCACUCUAUGAUGAUAUUCUUGAACGUCGACCGAAAUGUUUCGAUGACGAUGAAUGUUGCAUUAGUCCAGCUGAACUUGAUGAUGAGUAUUAUGAAUUAAAAAACAUACAGACAUCAAAAGAUAUACCAUUGGUUCUGAAUAGAAUGUCCAGACGUGCAUCGGACAAUAACAUAAUUCGAAAGAAUAUAGAUAACGAAAGUGACGAGGAAAAUAUCGAACAAAAACAUCAUAUACAGACGACAAAAACGAAAAUAAACAUGACUCCGCCAACUCAUCCACCAAAGAAAGAUUGUACUUCAUCGUCAUCAAUGAAGAAGAAGCAUAAAGAAAGAGAGAUCAAGGAAAACACGAAAAAAUUACCAUCAACAGUAAAUUUAGAAGACGACGAAAGUGAAGAAGAAGCGAAGCAGUCAGAUUCUAAUAUAUACACAGCCUAUUCGACCAGGAAUCAUCUACUCAAUCUGACCGAGGUCAGCGAAAACGAGCAGAGGUUACGAAAAAAGCAUGCUCGAUUUCGCUGGUAUCUCGCCUAUACAAUGAUUAAUAAUUGGCAAUUGUUCGAUUGGAGAAAAGACCUCAAAAGUCGAAGGACACAAAUGCAUGCACAACGAAACAAUAGUCUGAUUGAAGAAGAAUAUCCUGCUGAAAUACCUAUAUCACGACAGAUAACUAUGGAAAUCGAUGGUUACCCGCAAAGUCCAGCCGAACGUUAUAUCAAUAUUCGAUCAAAUAUCUUAAACAAAACGGUUGCACAAGAACUCCAUGCACAUUACACGCCGCUUGCAUCUUCAGCAUUACCAUAUAAUCGUUCAGAAGCGCAAGUACCACUGAACAUCGGCAGUAAUGCCAGCCUUGAUUUUUCGAAUCAAUUGACAAUCGAUUAUCCAACAGCAAUCGCUUCAGGCAUCAGCGAUUCUGCCACACUACACACACAAUCAAAUUUUACUCAACAAAUGCAAAGGUGUCAUCAAAAAGCUGCAAGAAAAAUGCACAAAAAACGAUCACAUUGCCAUGUCUAUGGACCAUCAUCUCAGGAACCAAUGAUACCUGCAUUCUCAAAAGCUACUAUGAUCACUCCACAAAGGCUCAAUGUGACAUCAGAAGAACGUGUGGUACCGCCCAUGACUGCUGCUGGUAAACAAUUGCCGAGUAAUUCUUCACUUCAGUUUCCAUGUUCUUCAGAACAAAUGUCAAGUGUUCCAUCAUCCGCUGUUAGUGAUAAUCAAGUUCGAAAUGUCAAUGAAAAUCUGAGAAAAAAGCGGGCGACAAAAAGGACAUCGCCAUCUCAAUACCAAACAGGAGCGAAUGAAUCCGGAUUACAACAGCCAAUUCCUGCGCCACGAAUGGAUAUUAUUCAGGACGACAGUGAAAUGGCUGCUAAGAAUAAGAAUUGA
Molecule: messenger RNA, 3193 nt
Organism: Rotaria sp. Silwood2
Lineage: Eukaryota; Metazoa; Rotifera; Eurotatoria; Philodinida; Philodinidae
Source: the annotation of a GenBank genome assembly